Messenger RNA from Syngnathus typhle (broad-nosed pipefish), 3499 nucleotides. Its product is annotated as alpha-1,3-mannosyl-glycoprotein 4-beta-N-acetylglucosaminyltransferase C-like. The record is from RefSeq and is a predicted model, not a curated record. Gene Ontology annotation, biological process: protein N-linked glycosylation. Bases 412 to 1845 code for a protein of 477 amino acids. Gene Ontology annotation, molecular function: acetylglucosaminyltransferase activity. Lineage: Eukaryota; Metazoa; Chordata; Actinopteri; Syngnathiformes; Syngnathidae. The transcript is spliced from 6 exons.
CCGCGCUCUGAAUCGGGACCGAUUGCACCUCUGGGAGACAGUAAAAAUUCAAACAGAUCCAAGAAAAAAAAAGUAGACGGAGGCAGCGGGAGUGGAAGAGGAGCAGAGGGGAGGAGAAGGAGGCGCCGACGCCUGUGCGGACGUGCGCCGCUGGAGCCUGCGUGGCUUGCACCGCCAAACGCCCGCCCGCCCGUUGCCUUGUGACGCCGUCACCAGUGCUGUGCGAUCCCGGCCAUUCAUUCCGGCGGCGGACAUCAACGUGCGCUGACGUUGAGGCCGUAAGGACCCUCUGCCACUUUGAUGUGUGAGCCCAGAGAUGGCCCGACAGUGGAAGUAAGAGCAGCUGACAACUUCCUGGUUUGAGUCCACCUGACAGUCCACCAACACACCUGAGACUACAGUGAGUUGACCAUGAGGCUGCUGUGGAAGUCCCUGGACAAGAUGAGAUGUCUGAGGAAGCGCUCGGCCAUCCCCUUCCUCGGCUUCCUCAUCACGUUCCUCCUCUUUCUCAACCUUUACAUUGAAGACGGAUAUGUGCUGGAAGAAGAUAAGAGGCAGCUCAGGGAGACGUCGGCCCACCUCCCGAGCGCAGAGCGAUACGUGCACACCUUCCGAGACCUCAGUAAUUUCUCCGGAUCCAUCAACGUCACGUACCGCUACCUGGCCGGGACUCCGCUCAACCGCAAGAAGUAUCUGACCAUCGGGCUGUCGUCGGUGAAGAGGAAGCGAGGGAACUACCUCCUGGAGACCAUCAAGUCCAUCUUUGACCAGUCCAGCUACGAGGAGCUGAAUGAGAUUGUGGUGGUGGUCCACCUGGCUGACUUUGACUCCGUGUGGUGCGAGAACCUCCUGCAGGAAAUCAGCCGCAAGUUCUCGCACCACAUCAUCGCCGGCCGCCUGCUGGUGAUCCAGGCUCCCGAGGACUACUACCCGUCCCUGGACGGACUGAAGCGGAACUACAACGACCCCGAGGACCGGGUGCGCUUCCGCUCCAAGCAGAACGUGGACUACGCCUUCCUGCUCAACUUCUGCACCAACCUGUCCGACUUCUACAUGAUGCUGGAGGACGACGUGCGCUGCUCUCGUAACUUCCUGACGGCGCUGAAGAAGGUGAUCGCCUCCCGGGAGGGAUCCUACUGGGUGAUGCUGGAGUUCUCCAAGCUGGGCUACAUCGGGAAGCUCUACCACGCCCGGGACCUGCCGCGCCUGGCGCACUUCCUGCUCAUGUUCUACCAGGAGAUGCCGUGCGACUGGCUGCUUAUCCAUUUCCGCGGGCUGCUGGCCCAGAAGGACGUGAUUCGCUUCAAGCCGUCGCUCUUCCAGCACAUGGGCUACUACUCGUCCUACAAGGGUGCCGAGAACAAGCUGAAGGAUGACGACUUUGAGGAGGACGCGGUGGACAUCCCCGACAACCCGCCGGCGCGGCUCUACACCAACAUUGACGUCUUCGAGAACUACGACGCCGCCAAGGCCUACAGCGCCGUGGACGAGUACUUCUGGGGCAAGCCCCCGUCCACCGGAGACUUCUUCGUGGUGGUCUUCAACAAGUCGGCCAAGAUCAGCAGGAUCAAGAUCGCCACGGGAUCCGAUGAUAGACAGAGCGACAUCCUGCGCCGCGGCGCUCUGGAAGUCGGCGAGAAACUGGUGGGCACCAAGAAGGGAAAGCAAUGUUCCUCGUACAUCACCCUGGGGGAGUUUAAGAACGGUAACAUCGAGGUCCGGGACGUGGACCACAAGAUCGGUUUUGAUGUGGAGUGCGUGCGUAUCGUAGUGACCGCCGCUCAGAAGGAGUGGCUCAUUAUCAGAAGUAUAAGUUUAUGGACGACACCUCCGCCCAGCCAAUGAGGAAGACGUGCGGACAUGGUCGGCAACAAUUUCUAGAAGUGUAAAUAUUUCCACCCCGAUGUAAGCGUUUUAUACGUACGUAUUUAUUGAUUCGGAUUGCUAAAUGUUUUUGUUUUUAUACAAGCAAGUCUCAGAUUCUCUGAAACGAAAAGGUAUUGAAAUGAACUUUACAAAGCAUUGACUAUUGUUAAAAAGCUACUGAAUGUAAAGUUGUCGUCGUGGUUUUUACAAAUGUAUUUCAGCACCAGUUGUAAAAGUGAGAAAAGAGCGUCCGGCAUUACGCUUUGCUUUGUGUUGACAAUCAUGAAGCUUGGCCAUUUUCAGUCGAGCAAAUCUGCUUCCUUCCGAUCGGGACUCAUUUGAAGCGAUUCUCUCCAAGCCGCAACUUCAAAACAAAAUGAAUAGCUUGAGAUCAAUAUAAAAGCAUGAGUCAUUGAGAACCCGGCCCAAAAUGGCUGCUUCAAACCAAAAUGGCCGAAUUUCGACUCACUUUCAAUUUUGUCAUCAUUGUGUCCACCACGUCACUUCACACAUCCAUCCAAAUUCGUUUCGCGAAACUUUCCAAAUAUUGAACAGGAUUUUACUCCAAGGUAUUUUUCCCUAUGCAUCACCGUACGCAUCUUCUUUAAAAAAAAAAAAAAGUUGUAGUGGUUAUUAGGAAGCGCAAUACAACAGGCUGUCCUUGAGAACGCCGUGCAAUUACUUGAAGUAAUUGCGUCUUUCCAAGCCUUUCAAGACGGAUAACAAGGCAGCAAAGUGUCGCUGUGGGAUUCCCGGCAGGCCUCGUCCCCCGUUUGGCCCUUAAUGAGCUCCCGCACCGCUAAGCUACCAGGAGGAGCGCCAUCUUGAGGUUCUUGCCACUUUGGAUAUUCACUUUGAAAGCCAUCGCCACCCACUCCCCCCCACCUUUGUGUCAGCGCGUCUGCUCCGUGUUAUGUCAAAGCGGCUGACAGGAGAACACUGUUUGUUUUUUCCACUGGAGAUGAGAUUGCUCGGUGAAAAACGAGCCAACAGUGCUGUUCUUUUUUUUUUCAAUAUAAGCUCAGCAGCACAAUUUUCCCGCAGUAAAAGCUCUCUCUUAGGACAAAAUAAAGACCUUGGGAAAAGCCAAUUCAGAACCAAAUAGCAGACUUUCAAGAAUGGCUUCUUGAGACUUUUUUGUGGGUCGACUCAUAAUAGACAAGCCUACCAAAUGUCGUGAUGCUAAGUGAGACAAGCUUCAGGGUCUGAAUAAAAAAAUUAAGCAGAUAAACAACCCUGCUUUACUGAACUCAUCAAAAGUCACUGCCAUGCUCCACUAGAAAAAAAAAAAAAAGUUUCACACUUAUUAGCCAUCUGUGUACAACAUUGGAUCCGUCGUCGUAGGGUCCCGGGAAACGGUCUUAAUGACCUGAGUCUGACCUUAGCUUAGGUGGCAGUCUGAAGUCACAAUGUGGGUCAUGUGACGCAUGUAACACGUGCAUGAAGUGAUGGUGAAAUCUUUUCCCGGUCCGUGUUUUCGUACAAGACGACGUGAUAUCAUUCGUUGUCUUGACUUGCGUCUUUCUCGUUGCUGCUGUACUGUAAGAUGACGCCUAUUUAUUUUUGUACCACGCGUUGUACGAUAAUGUUGUGUUGUAAAAAGGAGCCGGAUUAAACCCAUGAAUGCUCGGUG